AUGGUGCUGACUCACAUCUUUCCUUUAGGAGACGUUCAAACUGCAUACGCUGUCACUGUACCUUUAUGGUCACCACUCUUGCAACUUCGCAACUGCAUUUGCUUUAGUCAAAAAGGUGCCAGAGAUCUUCCCAGUAUACUGAGUGGGGGGGAUCUCGAUGGAGAUCUUUACCAUGUAAUAUUUGACCCAAAUGCGAGGCUCACGCGGCCCACAUAUCGCCCUGCAGAAUACUCUCGACAAGUUCCCCGAGAACUAAAUCGAGCCGUCGAACGGGAAGACAUGACGAAGUUCUUUAUUGAAUUCAUGGAAACUGAUCAACUCGGUCGCAUUUGCAACGCUCAUAAGAUGAUAGCCGAUGGAAGUUUAGAAGGUAUUAUUGACCCCCGUUGUAUCAAGCUGGCCGAAAUGGCAUCUACUGCUGUUAAUUUUUCCAAAACGUGAAUUCCUGUAGGCCGAUUCUCAUCUCCUAUCACUGGUUCAUUGCUGAUUUUGAAUUCGUCGUAGGUGAGAAUGAAUGA
Molecule: messenger RNA, 518 nt
Organism: Hymenoscyphus albidus
Lineage: Eukaryota; Fungi; Ascomycota; Leotiomycetes; Helotiales; Helotiaceae
Source: the annotation of a GenBank genome assembly